GCAAAGCGAAGCAAAAAAAAAAGAAAAUAAAUGCCGAAACUGAAAAUGAAAUUUUCAACCCUCGUCUCUAUUUCCACAUUUAGAUAAUCGAUAAAGCGAAUAGGGAACGGCUGUGCACCGACUGAAUUCUUUCUUCUUUCAGUUUUUAAUUUGACGUUUGUUCGACGACACAUCUUCACCAUCGCAUACGCGAAUCUCUUAUCGUGGUGCAUGCGAGAUAGAAAGUGCGUGUAAAUAUUGAGUUAUUUCUUCGAAUCUCGCUUAAUUUUUUUGUUCGUACGGUUCUUCGUUCCACCAAAUUUCAUACACACACCCUUGUGAACUUUGUGUUUUUAAUAUUUUCCAUAAAAUUUUUGUUCGUAGUGUGAAUUAUUUUUACCAAUUAGAUUACUGUAGUUAAAGAAAGAAGAAAAAAACUAUGAAAGAAACACAAAAACAGCAGAAUAGUUCGGAUACAUCGGAAUAUAUAGUGGGAAUUUAAAGUGUGUGUGUGUAGAACAAAAAACGCAAAUCUAGAUAUUUUCGAAAUAGUUUGACGAAUUUUACGCAAUACAAACGGAACGAGUGACGACGACGACGACGACGACGACGGCAAAGAGAGAACGAAUCGCUUGUUUGAUGACAUGUAAAUCUUCAGAAAAAAAAAUCAGAAAGAAAUAGUAAAGAAAGGAAAAAACUAAAAAAAGAAUUUCAGUUUUAUUCAUCAUUCAGUGUGUAUCUCAGUUGUUGAUGAAAUUGUUUUUCACUUCACACCAAAGACCAUUAGUGUGUGUGUGUGUAUUUCCUUCUUGUCGUUAUUGUUGUUGUUUCAUUUUUUGUUGUUGUUGCUGUUGUUGGUUAUGCCAUCGACCAGAAUUACAUUCACACAAGAGCAGAUAAGCAUAAAGGAAUUCUCAGCGGAGUAAAUAGCCCGAGAACAAUGAUACACUGCAAUGAAUGAAAGAUAUUAUUCGUGUGUGGUUGACAGAAGAUUUCCCUAGAACGUCGAUCCAGCAGAACAAAACAAUACAAAAUGCAAAUGACAAAAGCGAUGGAAAACUUCUAGCGAAAUUACUCGAUAGCAGCUGAUAAAUUGUGAUUUAAGAACCCAACGUUGCACUCGUACAGUUGGAGCAAGUGAACGAGAGAGCGAACGAGCGAACAGCACAUUUGCUCACAGUUAUCACGGCACAUAGUCUUAUUUUUUACCAAAUAGUUUAGGUAGUAAAAAUGCAUUUACACUUUGAAAAAAGUACGAAUGCAAAAUGUGAUUGCUCAAUAGUUUCACUAAGUUGGAUGGGCAAAGUUCCGGAGCAUUUACCGGAGGAGGACGGAUGGAAGCUCACUCGAACAAAUUAUUACCAAGAAGGAUGGCUGGCAACGGGCAAUAUUCGUGGCAUUGUUGGUGUCACGUUUACAACAUCCACGAGCAAAAAAAAUAUGGACUAUCCUCUGCGAACCAAUUACAAUCUUCGAGGCCAUAGAUCAGACGUAACGUUAGUGAAAUGGAACGAACCCUACCAAAAGCUGGCAUCCUGUGAUAGUACUGGCAUUAUAUUCGUAUGGAUAAAAUACGAAGGCAGAUGGUCAAUUGAAUUGAUAAAUGAUCGAAACACGCCCGUUACGCAUUUCUCUUGGUCUCAUGAUGGUCGUAUGGCUUUGAUAUGUUAUCAGGAUGGAUUUGUGCUGGUUGGUUCGGUUGCGGGUCAACGUUAUUGGUCGUCGAUGCUGAAUCUCGAUUCGAUAAUAACAUGCGGCAUUUGGACGCCAGACGAUCAACAAGUGUACUUUGGCACGGCCCAUGGUCAAAUUAUCGUGAUGGAUGUCCAUGGAGCGAUGGUGUCACAGGUACAAUUGUAUGCCGACAUGAAAAUUACGUCAAUGGCAUGGUCUUGUGAAAAAUUCAAAAUGGAAGAGGGCGAAGAUGAUCCAGGUGUUACUAAUGCAGGCAAACGGAAUUUCAUAUUAGCGGUCAGUUUUCAAAAUGGAUUCAUUUAUUUGCUCAAAUCAUACGAUGAUGUUUCACCUGUUCACAUAAACACGGAUAUGAAUGGAUCGAUCGGUUUCGUAAUGGAAUGGAGUAAUGCACAAGAGCUAUUGGCUGUGGCGGGAACGCUCAGUCAAUCUGUACAGCCAAUGGAUUCACAAGGGGCACUUGUUUUUCAUAAUGUUGUCAAAUUCUACACGGAAACUGGCUACCAUUUGUACACGGCUCGCAUACCAAGCACAAGUAGCCCAGUGUCGGCACUCACAUGGGGACACAGUGAUAAACGAUUAUUUAUUGCAACGGGAACGCAAGUGCACAUCGCAUGGGUGUCGAGGAAAGUGGCAACGUUGCAAUUGUUGUGCCGAUUGCAAGUGCAAAAUUGCAUUGGAUCAGAAUUGAUGGUCCCAAAACUACCGCUCCCGUCGAGAAUUAAGUCUCUCAUUACAAAUAUGUAUUCACAAACCAUACGGUGUUGUGUUCCGAAUAUGAAGUCGUUAAGAGAGUUUGUUUCACGUCCACCGUCGUGUUCAAUUCGACUACACUGCACCAUGAUACGUCAUGAUGACGAAAAUAAUGUUGGAUCUGGCGUGUGCUAUACAUUGUAUUUAGAAUAUUUGGGUGGUUUGGUGCCGUUGCUAAAAGGCAAAAAGACGUCGAAAAUUCGCCCCGAAUUCGUGAUAUUCGAUCCGCAAGUAUCACCAAACAACGUCUUUCAUCAUUACACAGAAAAUGGUUUUGAAGCAAAGAGUUCUUCGGAUUCGAGUGGCUCAACCGUGAAUCAUAGCGAUUCUUCCGACAGUGAAAACGAGGGUCGAUAUCGAAAUUCACCGCGACCACGACGGCGAAAUUCACCUCAGCAGCCGAAACUUCCAAAUCAAAAUAAUGACCGUGCAUCCAAUGGAAACGCAAACGACACCAACGAUCCCAAUGAUGAUUUGGCUUAUGUUGACACUCUGCCCGAAGAAGUGAAAUUGGUGGAGGUAACGUCCAAUUUGUGGGGUACCAAAUUCAAAAUCCAUGGUUUAGCCAAAACCGUACCCGCUAACCUCGGUCAAGUGACAUACAAAACGUCAUUUUUACACUUGCAACCGCGUCAAAUGACACUGGUCAUAACGGAAUUGCGUGAUGAUUUUCCCUUACAUUUGAAAACUGAGGAAAUGGAAUCGGAUCAAAAUUUCAAUCCAAAUGUUUUCUCCGAAGAUGAAGACGAGCAAUCGGCGUUGAAUCAAAAGCGAUCGAAUGCAAACGAAAGUGCGCCGAUGAUAGCGCCAAUGUCACCGCGGCCCAACCGAUUCCCAUCACGAUCGAAGAAUGGCAAUUUGUCGAAAACGGAGAAGAAGAGCUUGCUCGGUCCACUCGCCAAGGCCGAAAUGUACGAAGAUGAUGUGGCGUCCAGUGAGCAAAAUGUGGAAAAUCAAAGCCAAUCACAGUCCAAACCAAUUCGUCCAAAGCAUAUAGAAACAUCAAUUACAUCGAGCUGCCGACCAGGUCCUAGUUAUAGUAGUUUUGUAGCUCAAUAUAGUAGAUCAUCGUCGAAUGGCAGCGGCCAAUCACGGCACGCCAUAUCGCCGCUGUGUUGUGAAGGUUCUGUGCCAACACUACAAUCGCCGAAAAACGCUGUUGGACCAAGUGAUACAAUUUUCGAGCGUCCACCAGCCGUUCAGACUGCAGCUAUUAUUAAUUAUCCGAUUAAUAACAAUGACUACACAAACAGCAUUGUUCACACGAAAAGCAGCAUUUCAAACGAGCAAUCCAAAUCGAACGCACAACACAUUCCGCCAAAUCAGCACCUAUCGAACGGUGGCAAUGCUGCGAUGACCAAUGGCAAAAAUAGCCGCACAACGGAUCGAUUACACUCAAAGAAGAAAGAUUUACAGUAUAUCGAUGAUGAUACGCCAACAGCAUCGGGUGUUGCCCUUGCCACCGCCACCACGGCGCCAGCAACUUCUUCAAACGAAACGAAUAUGCACCGAACAACUACGGUUGUUUCGAUUUCACCGGCAUGCCUGAAUAUGUCGAUGACGCGCAGCUGUAGCGUUGGUUACCUCGAUUCAGUUGACACACCAUCGGAUGAAGCGUUAUCCAUGUUGCGAAAAGAAACACCAAACAAGCGACUGGUGCUCGUUGACCGGAAACCAAAUAAGAAAACCAAACAAACGGAAAAUCAAACCAAAAAAAUGAAAUUGAUUAAGUGUGGCAAGUCGAAAAGUUUGGAUUCAUGCGAUCUCAAGGAAAUUCCGGUGAAAGGGAACACAAAUGAUGGCGGCGGAGCGAAUGUCAUGCCGAAACUGUGCGAAGGCCAUGAAUCGGAAACCGAUUCACCGAGCCACGUGAGACGCGUACAACCGAAACUAAUUGAAACAUCAAUCAUUGGUGCGUUGUCAAGUGCCACCGAACAGCUCUGUUUGAAUUGCCAAAAUGCCACCAAAUUGAUGCAGUGUGAACAAUGCCGAAAAACGUCCACCAACGUAAUCGUUGAUCAAAUUAAGACUGUUUCGAAUUCAUCUAGUAGCAAGUCAUCAAUCUCCUCGUUCACCGAAAACACACCAAAACCACCAUCCAAACUGGAUCACAUGCUGUCGGAAGCGAUUAAGGCGAGCAGCAGCAGUAGCAGCAACAGCAACAGCAGCAGUGGCCGCAACAAAAUGGAACGCAACAAAGCGAAACCACCAAAGAAAAACACUGAAGUCAUUACAAGUUACACCGGUAGCUACACCGACAGUCCGUUAUUUUCACGAAAGCAUCGCUUUGGCGAAGAGGCCACCAGUUCGCGAUACUCAAAUUCUGAUGUCAGAUCGUCACCGUUGCUGUGUCGCAAAUUUGAAACCGGCAUCAGUUUACUAAAGCAAUUCUCCGAGGCUCGAAAACGAAAGAAAGAGGAAAAUUUGCAGUUAAUUAAAGCCGAUUCACAGAGCGACCUACAUCAAACAUCGUCUAACGACACCAAAGCACCUGUGGCAUUGCACACACAGGCUUUGACCACGCUGGAGAACAUCAUCAGUCGAUUGCGUGAUCUGGACGACAAUCACAGCCGUUUGAAUCCACCAUCGUCACCGCAGCAUAGCCGAUAUCCACGCAGUUCGCCAGCAUCGCCGGCGUUGAGCAAGAAGAGUAAACGGAAUUCAAGCACUUCGCCAAUUCGGCAUUUACUCAACUCACCGUUGUUGAAUCGAAAAAAUCGCAAAAAACAACAAGUCGAAAGUUCAGACGAUGAAUCGCAUAACAAUUCAAAUGAAGAUAGCCCUGGCAAAUACAACAGCUACCGUGACUUGGAAACAUUUCAAAAAGCACAGCUUCGUCAAAAGUUAAAGCGCGGAAAAAUUGAACCGAAUGGCCAAAUGCCAACCGUGACACAACCGGCCCCAUUGCGUCGCGAAUUUGUAAUGCACAACAAAGCACCAAUGUGGAAUGAGCAUAGUCAAGUGUACCAAUUAGAUUUUGGCGGCCGAGUUACACAAGAAUCGGCGAAAAACUUUCAAAUCGAAUUCCGUGGCAAGCAAGUCAUGCAAUUUGGACGCAUCGAUGGAAAUGCUUAUACGCUUGAUUUUCAAUAUCCAUUCUCAGCACUGCAAGCGUUUAGCGUUGCGCUGGCAAAUGUAACCCAACGUUUGAAAUAGAUUCACCAUUUUAAAUUGCGUAUAUAUUUAUAUACUGAACCAAGAUUAAACAGCGGAACCAGGAAGAGUAGACAAGAAAUCAAAGAACAUGCUGAAUGUAGGAAGAAAAAAACACAACCGAAAAGGGAAUAUAUUUUUUAUACAAUCAACAGAACCGAACUGACUGUAUGUAAUGUGUAUUUGUAAAACACUUGUGAAUCGUUUGUUGGUUUUUCUGUCUUUAAAACAAAAUGGAAAAAAGAAGACUUAUGUUUAGAGUUCGUAUUAACAUGUGAAUGCUUGGUGAAUCUCUUGAAUUUGCACCACAGAAAGCUUACCUAGUAAGGAAAUUUUUGUUGUUCGAUCGUUUUAAACACACUCACAUAAAAAAAAACGUUUUUUUGUUUUUGCAAAGUAGCUAUAGAUUUUAUCACAAUGACAUCAGACGGCCUCGGCAUUGAUGGCACAUUUAAAGUGUAAAAAAGACUUAGACCAAAUGUGACACAACAUGCCGUCAAAUGUUUGAAUUUUAUUCAUUUUUUUAAUCUUAGCUGACAUUCACUUCGGUAUUUUGCACAAAAAGCAUGCCAAAAAAUAUUGAAAGAAAAAAAAAAUCGGAAAAAAAUUAAUUGUAAUUUUUGUCAACGCGCUUUAAUUUUGUUCAAUGUGUCCCAUUUAAAUUCAUUUAUGUUGUAGUUUAGGGAAUACGACGACGGUACCGCAUUUCUUUUCUCGAGCUUAUUUUGGGUGAGGCGUUUAAAGUUAAAUGUGGCCGCUAGGCCAUUUUUUGAAGGAGCACGAUUUCUUCUCAUCGUGCCUUUCAAACGCUUCUAUCGUUUAUCUUUUGUAUUUUCAAACAAAUGGCUUAUUUUUCAUUUUUUCAAUGAAAAAAUCUUAAUUUUUUUCUUCGUUGAAUGAAUUCAGAAAAGUCCUGUGCAAUGUGGAAAAAAAGCCUCACUUAAAAAUUUAAAAGAAAAAACAAAUUGAAUUCGUAAGAUAUUCAGAGAAUUGAAUGAAUGUCAAUUGAUCGAUUUGCCAUUCAUUCGCACGUGUUGUUUUCAAAUUCAGUCGGUGUUAAUGCUGAUCGCUUUGACUUUUUAACGGAUUUUUGAAAAAUCCCAUUAUAAGGUGUCUUUUUUUUCAUUAAAUUGACAAAAUCAACCCUUUUUCAACCAAUAUUAUCUAGUGUGAUUUAUAAAUAACAUAAUUCUUCUAAUGAUAAAAUUCGAUUUUGCAUUUAUUUGAUAUUUUAUGAUAUGAAUGGAUUUUGCAUCAAAAUUUCGAGAGACAAACAUAAAAAUAAGCUAUUAUGUGUGACGUAAAAAAAAGCGCAUUGAAUUUUUGCUUUUGUUCGUAUUGAUGCUGAGAGAGCAAAAUGGAACACAAAACCAAACCGUAUCGAUUUAAGUAUUAUUAAUGUUAAUGUUUUCAUUUUGUAGUUGUUGUAAGUGUUGAGCACAAUGCGUCUCACAGCGAUAUAAAUAUGCGACCAUGUUUAGAAGAAGAAGAAAAAAAAUGGAGAAAUUCAUCAAAGAAUAUAUUUGUACCGAUGAUUUAACAGAAGAAGAAGAAAAAACACUGAUUAACAAAUGAACUUAUUAGCGAAAUUACAGACAAAAAAAUCAUUUUUUUUUCUCUAUAGGUUAAGUAAUGAAAUCAUUGCUCAUGAAUUCAAUUAUUUGAAACAACUAAAAGUGUAUCCAACAAGAAAUGUCGCAUUCUUAUUUAUUAAUUAGGGCGAAUGUGUUUUUAAAUAUGUAUAUUAAUAAUAAUUGGCCAAUUGUGUAAUAAUUAUAUGUUUUUCAUUCUCACUUCUUCUCGAUUCGAUCAAUCGAUCAGACUUCACUAACCGAUAUUUAACAAACUCCAUAGUUCAGUAUAUAAUUGAAUCUUUUCGGAUUUAAGAAUUGCACAUGAAUGUUUUUUACUUGCACUCGUAAACAAUCAAUCACUUUACCAGAAAUUUAUUAAUUUUGUGUAUAUAUUAACUCUUUGCACUUUGUCACUUACUUAUUUGAAAUAGUCUAAUGAAAAAAAAAAUGCUAUUCUAUCACACACAAAAAUGUCUGAACAUUAAUGAUAAUCUUUAUCGAUGAAUACAUUUCAUCGAUCUAAAAAACAAACUUGGUUCGUUUAGUAAAAAGUAUGUGUGUAACGCACUAAUCGUAAAAAGAGAAGUGAUUGAAAAAAAAAUUUAGAUAUAUAAAAUUUAAAAUCGAAAAAAAAAUCUUCAAUGGGAAUUCCCGCUUUUAAAUGGACAAUUGAAUUGGAGCUAUGAUUUUUAGUAUUCUAUGUGAUGAAUAUUACCUAUGGAAUUGAUCGAAUUUUUGUUUUCGUUCGUAUUAUAUGUUCGCCCGCAAACUAAGCAAAACAUUUCUCAUCCCAAUGCCCAAUGGCAAGGGCAGUCUAUUUUGUGCUGACUGAAUUGCCGCAAUCAUUUCGCAGCAAACAACUGAAUCGGUUAAUGUAUCACUAAUCAAACUUCAACAACAUUGUCCAAUAAUAAUACACUAUACGGGUAUAGUUAUAAAUUAGAAGGAACGAUCAUUCAUUCGAUAACAAAAACAACAACAACCACAGUAAAAUAUGCAUAAAUUAGUGAAACAUUUAUUUAAAGGCACUAUUUUCAAAGCUCACGAUCGCUCACGAUUGCAAUCGUGCACGUUCAAUUACAUUUAAAGUAUAUAGUGCACGAUUGCAAUUAUGAGAUUGCAAUUAUGGACCUUGGAAAGAGUGCAUCAAAGAAGAAAACUAGUAGAAUAAUCCCCUUUGGAAGCACUUUGGAACAAAGCCAAAAUUUGACAUAGAAACAAACAAAAUGCUUAAGUCGUUGCAAUGUGUAAAUAUUGUGAAAUUGACAAGAAAACCCAUUGAAAUCUUUGAUUCGAAUCCCUUUGCAUACAAACGACUAACAAUGUUGUAAAUUAAUUAUGCUUUACUCACUUUUAACCUCUUAACACUCAGCUAAUAAUAAUCCAAUAUAUUUGUCGCGUUGUGUAUUACAUGUGAGCCAAACCAAAGCAAAACCAAACACAAAAAGUGAAACGCCUGGAUAUUAAAUUUUAGCUUCUGUAAGAAGUCACUUGUAGAACUUUACUCAGCAUCACCGUUUGCACCACAAUAUACUAAUAAACACACACGAAACUUGCAAAAAUAAAACAAAAAACAAAUCUUGCUGUUGAUAAUUCGUAUAAUAAACCAUUACGUUUGAUAUAGUUUAAUGUGUAGAAGGUCUUUUUUCUUUCUGUUAGUUCCGUUUUCGAUUAAAUUUAUGUUAUGGCUAUGAGAAUUUAGCACAGAAUUAACCGACAACAAAAAAUUAUCUCUCCUUAUUUUUAGCUCCAUUUUGUGAUUUCGCAUAUGUUUUUCGUUUAAAUUUAAAUCGAUAGAAAAACGCUUUAUUACUUACUUUCUACUCAAAGUCUUCAAAAUCAAAUUCAGCACAAGAACAUGUGUCAAAAUUUUAAAAACCAAAAUUAGGUCGUAGCAACUACAAAAACAUUCGUUAAUUAAAAACAAUGAUUAAUUCAUUUUUAAAAAAGCAUACAAAUCGCGACUGUCUGAAUCAACAAACAAUUUAUACGCGCCCAUAUUUUCUCUCAAUCGCAUGAAUAUAGAAAUUAAUGAUACGAUUCAGACAAAAGACAUAUAUUUAUUUUUAGCUAAUAUUUAUUGAAUAAAUUGUUCAGCAAAUUUUUUUUUCUUUCAUUUUUCAUUUCGUUUUCUUUUUUGCUUUCUAUAAAAUGCAAAACGAUAUUCCAACUUAACAACCUGAAUUAGUAAAUUUUAAAUUAAACUAAACAUGUGAAGCCAUUUUUAAUUAUAUUAAAAUGAAACAUUCAAAACUGGAAAUAAAAACUAUAAA
Molecule: messenger RNA, 9427 nt
Organism: Sitodiplosis mosellana (orange wheat blossom midge)
Lineage: Eukaryota; Metazoa; Arthropoda; Insecta; Diptera; Cecidomyiidae
Gene: Tusp
Product: tubby-related protein 4
Exons: 12
Coding region: 1210-5583 (1457 amino acids)
Biological process (GO): intracellular signal transduction
Molecular function (GO): protein binding
Source: RefSeq, a predicted model, not a curated record